This is a messenger RNA of Suillus fuscotomentosus, 429 nucleotides long. RefSeq lists its product as uncharacterized. The record is from RefSeq and is a predicted model, not a curated record. The annotation marks the transcript as partial. The transcript is spliced from 3 exons. NCBI's taxonomy places the organism in Eukaryota, Fungi, Basidiomycota, Agaricomycetes, Boletales, Suillaceae.
UCUCGUACGCAUGUUCGUUUGGUUUUGAAACCUCGCGCACGACCUUUGCAUGCAUUCCGGACAAGAGUAGAGCUGGUGAGCGCUCUUCGGGACAUCGUCAAAAUUCAACAGACAGCGGUCGAGGAACGUGGAAUUCUUCACCGUGAUUGUAGUGUCAAUAAUGCUAUGAUCGAGGAUGAUGGCAAUGGUACCAACGGACUCCUGAUUGAUUGGGAAUUCGCGGGCACAUUGCCUUUCAUGUCACGUUCACUUCUGUGGCAGCUUUCAGAGGCUGUUGGCGACCCUGCAACAUCUGCUCGCAGCUGGAAGGUGAAGGUUGCCACGUCUUCCCUUACAAAACCGCCCCCCCUCAUCCUACAUCACUACCAUGACGAUUUGGAGUCGCUUUUUUACGUCUUGGUGUGCAUCUGCAUUGAAUUCAGGGGUCCU